CAGAGAAAAGGCAUUUGGGGUGCUCUGCAAGGAACCGGGCCCCUUGUUCCCAGGUCCUCUCCUCCUGCACCCCGGCUUUGAGCUCUGAGCUGCCGCCCAGGACAUGGCAGGCCCCGUGAGCGUCGCCGCCGGACUCCUGCUCCUGGCCCUGUGUGCCUACCACCUCGCCCCCACAGGCUCCGUGGCCAUCCCCAUUUCCUGCUGCAUGACCUUUGUUUCCAAGAAAAUUCCCGAGAGCCGAGUGAUCAGCUACCAACUGUCCAACGGGAGCGUCUGCCCCAAGGCAGGAGUGAUCUUCACCACCAAGAAGGGCCUGAGUUUCUGCGGAGACCCCAAGCAGCAGUGGGUCCAGAAGUACAUGAAGAAAUUGGAUGCCAAGCAGAAGAGAGCUUCCAUGCGGGCCAAGGCAGUGGGCGCCAAGGUCCCUGCCCAGAGACGCCCUGGCAACAGCACCACCUCCUAAUCGCCAGCCAGCCUCUGGCCCUGAGCUUGGGCCUGGCUCCUUGCCAGGCUGCUUGGGGCCUGGGGCAGCCAGCAGUGAUGGGGGAGAGCUGAUUUUCCUGUGUCUGAGCAACACUCUCCAGGCUUGUGUCUAUUCUAUGAAAGACCCAAGGGAGUAGCAAGUCAGGUCCCUGAGGGCUGAGCGACGGGUCUGAACACACAGAGCCCCUCGCCUUCCCUGAGCUGGGGGAGAAGGUCCCGGAAGGAGGGUGGUGGUGGCCUUUUGCCCCUCUCCUCCCAACCUGGACCUGGCUCUUCUCUGACUUCCAGGCCCUCAGAGCCCAGGCACAUGGGACCCGAGCCCCUGGGGGCACAGGCACACGUUGCUGGCACCACCGCCUGCAGCUGGCUUCCAAGGGCCCUCUGCUCUUGGGGCCUAAUGGCCAUCUGACUGUCUCUGUCUGGGGGACCUGCCAACAGCUGCAGCUCUCCAGCAUGUCAGGGAUGCUCCAGGCCGGUCCCACUUCCCGCAUCAAAGAGUGAAUAAAACCCCGACAGAAGUAGAGGGGCCCCUUGGCUGCCUUCACUGCUGGAUCCCAGCCCUCCUUGUGCACUUCUCAUCGGUUAUAAUUAAUCAAAUUUUCAGGAACUCAUUGGUUUUUGCAAAGAAAUGAACAUGGAGGCGCAGGGUGAAACUACACAGCUUGGCAGUUUCACCUUUGUCAAGAAAUGACUUUGAGGAGAUGUUCUGCUCUGCGACACAGCUUGCUUCUGCUGCUUUGCGGACAAAAACCAGCUCUGUCUGUACAGCUGGGCUUUCCCCACAUUUAGGUGAGGGGAUCAUGGGUGGGGACAUAGGGGGGAGACAGACCUCAGCUUUUUAUUUUCUACACGUGAGAUACUGUGUGAUUUUGUUUGUUAAGAGUGUAGAUACAAUCACUGUUCUUAAAUGACAGUCCAAAGUAAACUGAGA
Molecule: messenger RNA, 1414 nt
Organism: Microcebus murinus (gray mouse lemur)
Lineage: Eukaryota; Metazoa; Chordata; Mammalia; Primates; Cheirogaleidae
Source: RefSeq, a predicted model, not a curated record